GGGAAUUGCAGUCCCCGCUCCGCUCUGUCCCGUCACAGGACUUUUUGCCCUCUGUUCCUGGGUCCCUCAGGCGGCCACCCAGUGGGCACACUCCCAGGCGGCGCUCCGGCCCCGCGCUCCCUCCCUCUGCCUUUCAUUCCCAGCUGCCAACAUCCUGGAAGCUUUGAAGCUCAGCAAAGAAGAGAAAUCCAUUGAGAACGGUCUGUAAAGGUGUCCUGGGAAUACCUGCCUGCUUAGACUUCCUGUAAAAGCUCUGUGCAUCCUGCCACUGAGGACUCCAAAGAGGCAGCAGUCUUCUGAAAGACUUCAGCUGUGAGGACAUGUCGUUCAGAUUUGGCCAACAUCUCAUCAAGCCCUCUGUGGUGUUUCUCAAAACAGAACUGUCCUUCGCUCUUGUGAAUAGGAAACCUGUGGUACCAGGACAUGUCCUCGUGUGCCCGCUGCGGCCAGUGGAGCGCUUCCGCGACCUGCGUCCUGAUGAAGUGGCUGAUUUGUUUCAGGUGACCCAGAGAGUCGGGACAGUGGUGGAAAAACAUUUCCACGGGACCUCUCUCACCUUUUCCAUGCAGGAUGGCCCUGAAGCUGGACAGACUGUGAAGCACGUUCACGUCCAUGUUCUUCCCAGGAAGACUGGAGACUUUCACAGGAAUGACAGCAUCUAUGAGAAGUUUGCUGAGAAUGAUGGUUUCCAGCUUCAUCCAUGUCCCUGCAAAAGCUGCAGAAACAUGACAAGGAAGAGGAGGACUCCCCAGUCUCUUGGAGAUCAGAGGAGGAAAUGGCAGAAGAAGCUGCAGCUCUGCGGGUCUACUUUCAGUGACACAGAUCCUGAAUUCCAGCAAAAGAGCUAAUACCAACCAGUUUGAAGAUCCCCCUCCCCACGAGGAACUGAAUCAGCAUGAAAAUGCAGUUUCUUCAUCUCACCAUCCUGUGAUUUCAUCCUGUAUUCUUUAAUCAAUGAUCCCCUAUCUCGGUCACUCCAACCCCCUUAAAAUACCUAAGACCUAAACCGCUCAGACAGGCAGAUUUGAGGUUUCCCCCUGUCUCCUUAUUCGGCAGCCUUAUGAUUAAACUUCCUUCUCUGCUGCAACCCUGUGUCUCGGUGUAUUGACUUGCCAUGCAUUAGGCAACAAACCUAUUAUAGUAAUUUUUUAAAGGAAAUUCAA
Messenger RNA from Piliocolobus tephrosceles (Ugandan red Colobus), 1163 nucleotides. RefSeq names its product fragile histidine triad diadenosine triphosphatase (gene FHIT). The record is from RefSeq and is a predicted model, not a curated record. Gene Ontology annotation, cellular component: plasma membrane; cytoplasm; nucleus. NCBI's taxonomy places the organism in Eukaryota, Metazoa, Chordata, Mammalia, Primates, Cercopithecidae. Gene Ontology annotation, biological process: diadenosine triphosphate catabolic process; negative regulation of proteasomal ubiquitin-dependent protein catabolic process; intrinsic apoptotic signaling pathway by p53 class mediator. Gene Ontology annotation, molecular function: ubiquitin protein ligase binding; bis(5'-adenosyl)-triphosphatase activity. The transcript has 10 exons. The coding region runs from base 321 to 848 and encodes 175 amino acids.